AAAACCUGACAGAAGAGAGAACUUGUCCUCAGAUUGCUGCUUUUUGCAGCAGCGUAAAGGAAGGUUCGGCGAGGGCUCUGCGGGAGCUGGAAGGAGGCAAAAAUGAAGUUCAGAGGCGGGGGAUUAGGAGCCAACGGCAUCCGKCUGACCAUGGAGAGCGCUCUGACCGCCCGCGACCGCGUCGGGGUGCAGGACUUUGUCCUGCUGGAGAACUUCACCAGCGAAGCUGCUUUCAUUGAGAACCUGAGGAAACGCUUCAAGGAGAACCUGAUCUAUACCUACAUUGGCUCCGUCCUGGUGUCGGUGAAUCCCUACAAGGAGUUGGAAAUCUACACCAAGCAGAACAUGGAGCGCUACCGCGGCGUCAGCUUCUAUGAAGUUUCUCCUCACCUCUAUGCCAUCGCGGACAAUUCGUACCGCUCGCUGCGCACCGAGAGGAAGGACCAGUGCAUCCUCAUCUCGGGCGAGAGCGGCGCCGGCAAAACCGAGGCCACCAAGAAGAUCCUGCAGUACUACGCUGUCACCUGCCCCGCCAGCCAGCAGGUCGAGACCGUCAAGGACCGCCUGCUGCAGUCCAACCCCGUGCUGGAGGCCUUUGGGAACGCAAAAACCCUUCGGAACGACAACUCCAGUCGGUUUGGGAAGUACAUGGAUGUGCAGUUUGAUUACAGGGGGGCUCCUGUUGGGGGCCACAUCUUGAACUACCUCCUGGAGAAAUCCCGAGUUGUGCACCAGAACCACGGCGAGAGGAACUUCCACAUCUUCUACCAGCUGCUGGAGGGAGGGGAGGAGGACCUGCUGAGGAGGCUGGGCCUYGAGAAGAACCCACAGCAGUAUCAUUAUUUAGUGAAAGGUCACUGUGCAAGGGUCAGUUCCAUAAAUGACAAAAACGAGUGGAAGAUCAUGAGAAGAGCCCUGUCUGUUAUCGGCUUCAAUGACAGCGAGGUGGAGGACCUGCUGAGCAUCGUGGCCAGUGUCCUGCACUUGGGCAAUGUGCAGUUUGCUGCUGAUGAGCAGGGCAAUGCUCAGGUCACCACAGAGAAUCAGAUCAAAUACCUGGCCAGGUUGCUGGCAGUGGAUGGCUCUGUCCUUCGUGAUGCCCUGACCCACAAGAAGAUCAUAGCAAAAGGGGAGGAGCUGGUGAGCCCCCUGAACCUGGAGCAGGCUGCCUAUGCCAGGGAUGCCCUGGCCAAGGCCGUCUACGGCCGCACCUUCUCCUGGCUGGUCAACAAGGUCAACAAAUCCCUGGCUUACAAGGAAGAAAAGUUUCCAGGCUGUAGAAGUACAACAGUUCUAGGAUUGYUGGAUAUCUAUGGAUUCGAGGUUUUCCAGCACAACAGCUUUGAGCAGUUCUGUAUUAAUUAUUGCAACGAGAAAUUGCAGCAGCUCUUCAUWGAACUGACACUGAAGUCAGAGCAAGAGGAGUACGAGUCCGAGGGCAUCGCGUGGGAACCAGUUCAGUAUUUCAACAACAAAAUAAUCUGUGAUUUGGUGGAAGAGAAAUUCAAAGGCAUCAUUUCUAUCUUGGAUGAAGAGUGCCUGAGACCAGGGGAUGCCACAGACACAACGUUUUUGGAGAAACUGGAGGAAACRGUGAAGAACCACCCUCAUUUUCUCACGCACAAACUCGCUGAUCAGAAAACUCGCAAAUCUCUGGGACGGGAGGAGUUCCGGCUCUCGCACUACGCCGGGGACGUCACCUACAGCGUUGCAGGUUUUCUGGAUAAAAACAAUGACCUUCUCUUCAGGAAUCUGAAGGAGACCAUGUGCAACUCAGAGAACCCCAUCAUCAACCAGUGCUUUGACAGGACAGAGCUGACAGACAAAAAGAGACCUGAAACGGCAGCAACUCAGUUCAAAAACAGCCUGGCCAAACUCAUGGAAAUCCUGAUGUCCAAAGAGCCCUCGUACAUUCGCUGCAUGAAACCCAACGAUGCCAAACAGGCUGAUCGAUUUGAUGAAGUCCUGAUCCGACACCAGGUGAAAUACCUGGGCCUGAUGGAAAACCUGCGAGUGCGCCGAGCCGGCUUCGCCUAUCGGAGGAAAUACGAAGUGUUCCUGCAGAGGUACAAAUCCCUCUGUCCAGAAACAUGGCCCACGUGGGAUGGGCGGCCCUACGAUGGGGUGGCUGUGCUGGUGAAGCAUCUUGGCUACAAACCUGAAGAAUACAAAAUGGGACGAACAAAGAUUUUUAUCCGCUUUCCCAAGACCUUAUUUGCGACAGAAGAUGCUCUGGAAGUGAGGAAGCAGAGUUUGGCCACAAAAAUGCAGGCRACGUGGAGAGGUUUCUACCGCCGGAAGAAAUUCCUGACCAUGAAACGCUCAGCCAUCGCCAUCCAGUCCUGGUGGAGGGGAACCCUGGGCCGCCGAAAAGCUGCCAAGAGGAAAUGGGCAGUGGAGACCAUCAGGAGGUUCAUUAAAGGCUUCAUUUACCGGAACCACCCGCGGUGUCCAGAGAACGAGUAUUUCCUGGAUUACAUCCGAUUCUCCUUCCUGAUGAACCUCAAGAGGAAUUUACCAAAAAAUGUCUUGGACAAAUCGUGGCCAACUCCUCCCCCAUCACUCUGUGAGGCGUCGCAGCUCCUGCGCAGGCUCUGCAUGCAGAACAUGGUCUGGACCUACUGCAAGAGGAUCAGCCCCGAGUGGAAGCAGCAGUUGGAACAAAAAGUAAUUGCCAGUGAGAUCUUCAAGGGUAAAAAAGACAAUUAUCCUCAGAGUGUUCCCAGGCUCUUCAUCAACACUCGAUUGGGUAGAGAAGAAAUAAAUACUAAAGUCCUCCAGGCGUUAGAGAAUGAAGCACUCAAGUACGCAGUGCCCGUGGUCAAGUACGACAGGAAGGGCUACAAGGCGAGGGCGCGGCAGCUGCUGCUCACCCAGAGCUCGGCCAUCGUGGUGGAGGAGUCCAAGAUCAAACAGCGCAUCGACUACUCCAACCUGACAGGCAUCUCCGUCAGCAGCCUGAGCGACAACUUGUUUGUGCUGCAUGUGCACUGCGUGGACAACAAACAGAAGGGAGAUGUCGUCCUGCAGAGUGACCAYGUGAUCGAGACACUGACAAAAGCAGCCAUUCUGGCCAACAAAAUCAACAACAUCAACAUCAACCAGGGCAGCAUAAAAUUCACAGUGGGACAAGGCAAAGAAGGGAUCAUCGACUUCAUCUCGGGGUCAGAACUGCUCAUAGCCAAAGCCAAGAACGGGCAUCUAACAGUGGUUGCUCCUCGGUUGAAUUCCCGAUGAUGAAAAGCAUCCCUGCUCCAGGACCUGUCCCUCCACAGAAUUGGCUGAACAUUGUUCCCAGC
Molecule: messenger RNA, 3299 nt
Organism: Malurus melanocephalus (red-backed fairy wren)
Lineage: Eukaryota; Metazoa; Chordata; Aves; Passeriformes; Maluridae
Gene: MYO1C
Product: myosin IC
Exons: 32
Coding region: 103-3237 (1044 amino acids)
Biological process (GO): actin filament organization; vesicle transport along actin filament
Cellular component (GO): cytoplasm; microvillus; actin cytoskeleton
Molecular function (GO): microfilament motor activity; ATP binding; actin filament binding
Source: RefSeq, a predicted model, not a curated record